CGCGUCCCUUCCGGCUCGCCGUAGCAGCCGCGCCGCCGCUUCCUCCGGCCGGGCCCCGGAUGUGUCGAGAGGAACGGUGCCGUCUGGGCCCGGUCCCCAGCCCCAGCCCGACGUGGAGGAGCGCGGACCAGACCCGGGAAUGUCUUGUCAUGUCAGUGGCCUGCAGUCCGUGGUCCUUGCGUCUGGCUGUGCUCCUUGGCGUCCUCACGGUGUGGGUGUGUCUGUAGCUCGGCCUUUACGUUGCUGAGGCAGCUGUGUUGUGCGGCUCUUGCAGGUGUUUUAUUCCUUCGCCAGGUGAAGGAGAGCAUUAAGUUGGAUAAAAAGGAGGGCGAUCAUGCAUCAUGGCAGCGGCCCUCAGAACGUCCAGCACCAGCUGCAGAGGUCCAGGGCCUUCGCCGGCGGCGAAGGAGAAGAGCCGCAGGCCCGUCCCAACCCCCCGCAGUCCCCCGCCACACCCUUUGCGCCGGCGGCGAGCCCGUCCGCGCCCCAGUCCCCCGGUUACCAAGUUCAGCAGCUGAUGAACCGCAGCCCCGUGGCCGGGCAGAGUGUGAACAUCGCCCUUCAGAAUGUGGGGCCGGUGGUGGGAGGGAACCCCCAGAUCACGCUGGCCCCCCUGCCGCUGCCCAGCCCCACUUCUCCGGGAUUCCAGUUCAGUGCGCAGCAGAGGCGGUUUGAGCACGGGUCUCCAUCGUACAUCCAGGUCACCUCGCCGCUGUCCCAGCAGGUGCAGACUCAGAGCCCCACCCAGCCCAGCCCCGGGCCAGGACCGGGCCUGCAGAGCGUGCGGGCGGGCGCCCCUGGCCCCGGCCUGGGCCUGUGCAGCAGCAGCCCCACCGGGGGCUUCGUGGACGCCAGUGUGCUGGUGAGACAGAUCAGCCUGAGCCCGUCCAGUGGUGGCCACUUCGUGUUCCAGGAGGGCUCGGGCCUGGCGCAGAUGGCCCCGGGCGCCCAGGUCCAGCUGCAGCACACGGGGGCGCCCAUCACAGUCAGAGAACGGAGACUCUCGCAGCCCCAUGCGCAGUCGGGGGGCACCGUCCACCACCUGGGGCCUCAGAGCCCCGCGGCCGCAGGCGGGGCCGGCCUGCAGCCCCUGUCCAGCCCCGGGCACAUGGCCACGACGAGCUUGCCGCCCCAGAUCAGCAGCCUCAUACAGGGGCAGCUGAUCCAGCAGCAGCAGGUGCUGCAGGCGCCUCCGCUGACCAGGCCUCUGCUCCCCGGGGUUGGGGUCGGGGGCGCUUCGGCAUUUGGGAUGACGUCCCCACCGCCCCCCACCAGCCCUUCCAGGACCGCAGCGCCCCUGGGCCUCUCCAGCCUUCCUGUCCCGUCUGCGGGGAGUGCGGGGAUAAGAAAGGCUCCCAGGAAAUUGGAAGAGAUCCCCCCGGCCUCCCAGGAGCUGGCUCAGAUGAGGAAGCAGUGCCUGGACUAUCACUACAGGGAGAUGGAGGCUCUGAAGGAGGCCUUCAAGGAGUACUUGGUCGAGCUGUUCUUCUUGCAACACCUUCAAGGAAACAUGAUGGAUUUCUUAGCUUUUAAGAAGAAACAUUAUGCCCCGUUACAAGCUUAUCUUAGGCAGAAUGAUUUGGACCUGGAGGAGGAGGAGGAGGAGGAGGAGGAGGAGGAUGAGGAGGAAGAGGAGGAGGAGAAGUCUGAGGUCAUCAAUGAUGAGGUAAAGGUUGUGACAGGAAAGGAUGGGCAGACUGGUACUCCUGUUGCUAUAGCAACCCAGCUUCCUCCAAAUGUUUCUGCUGCUUUUUCAUCCCAGCAGCAACCAUUUCAGCAGCAAGCCCUUGCAGGGACCCUCGUGGCAGCGGCCGGCAGUGUGAUCGAAACGGACCCCUUUAGGAGGCAGCAGGCGGGGCCUCCGGCAGAGCAGUCUAAGAGACCUCGACUCGAAGUGGGUCACCAAGGGGUAGUUUUCCAGCACCCAGGGGUGAAUACAGGAGUUCCUCUCCAGCAGUUAAUGCCGACAGUUCAAGGGGGAAUGCCACCCGCGCCGCAGGCCGCUCAGCUCGCCGGCCAGAAGCAGAGCCAGCCGCGCUACGACCCCUCCACGGGGCCCCCCGUGCAGAACGCCGCCAGCCUGCAUACGCCGCCGCCGCAGCUGCCCGCCAGGCUGCCCCCGGCCGGCCUCCCCGCCGCGCCCCUGCCGCCGGCGCUGCAGUUCCCCCCGCAGCCGCAGACGGCGGAGCCUCAGACCCCGCUCCCGGUGCCGGUGAAGACGCAGCCGCCAAACGCCCCCGCCCCGGCGCCCCCGCCCGGCCCGCUCCCCGCGGCCCUCCACGUCCCGGUGCCCGCGCAGGCGCAGAUGCAGGCCCCUCCGCUCCCGUCCCAGCCGCAGACGGUGGCGCCGCCCAGACCGCCCGUGGACCCCGCCCAGACCUGCCCGCGGCCGCUGCCCUCCGCCUCCUCUGCCUCGACCGUUGCCCCCGCCAGUGGCUCAGGCCCGGGGCCUUCGCCUGCCCGGGCCUCCCCGGUGAACAGACCCUCCCCGGCAGCCAAGUCGCUGUCUCCGGUCAUCGCCCGCUCCCCGGGGGCAGCCGUGUCGGCGCCCCCGAAACCACAGAGCCCCGCUCAGAAUGCCGCCGCGCCCCACGACGGUUCUCAGGACAAGCUGGCAGAACAGAUAGCGCUGGAGAACCAGAUCCAUCAGCGGAUAGCAGAUUUAAGGAAAGAAGGCCUGUGGUCCCUCAGACGGCUGCCCAAGCUGCAGGAGGCCCCGCGGUCCAAGUCGCACUGGGACUACCUGCUGGAGGAGAUGCAGUGGAUGGCCACAGACUUCGCCCAGGAGAGGAGGUGGAAGGUGGCUGCUGCCAAGAAGCUUGUCAGAACUGUAGUGCGUCAUCACGAAGAGAAGCAGCUUCGGGAGGAACGGGGAAGGAGAGAAGAACAGAACCGAUUGAGACGGAUAGCUGCGUCAACUGCUAGAGAAAUAGAGUAUUUUUGGUCAAAUAUUGAACAGGUUGUGGAAAUAAAACUACAAGUAGAAUUAGAAGAAAAAAGGAAAAAGGCUUUAAAUUUCCAGAAAGUUUCCCGGAAAGGUAAAGAGUCGAGACCUACAGGGCUUGAUGCGUUACGGGAAAACUUUGUGGAUUCAGGGAUACCUGGAAGAAAAAGAAAAGCAAGCACAUCUUUAACCGAUGAUGAAGUGGAAGACGAGGAGGAGACGAUCGCAGAGGAAGAGGCACUGGAGGGGGCUGCGGACCACCAGGCGGAGCUGUUGGAGUUAGCCAGAGAAGCUGAAUUGCCCUUAAUUGAUCUGAUGAAGUUGUACGAAGGUGCCUUUCUGCCGAAUUUCCAGUGGCCCCAACCUAAACCUGACAGUGAAGAGACAAGUGAAGACGAAGACAUGGAAGACUGCCGGAAGGAUGUGGUCCUCAUCGACUCGCUGUUCAUCAUGGACCAGUUUAAAGCCACAGAGAGAGUGGUUGUUGGGAAGCCUCACACAAAGGACAUCGCGGAAGUGACCGCUGUGGCCGAAGCCAUCCUGCCCAAGGGCAGUGCUCGGAUCAGCACCGCGGUGAAGUUGAAUGCUCCGGCUCUUCUGUACGGCGCCCUCAGAGAUUACCAGAAGAUUGGCCUGGACUGGCUGGCCAAGCUCUACCGGAAGAACCUCAAUGGCGUAUUGGCAGAUGAAGCUGGGCUUGGUAAAACAGUGCAGAUCAUUGCUUUUUUUGCCCACCUAGCCUGUAACGAAGGCAACUGGGGCCCACAUCUUGUCGUUGUGAGGGGCUGUAACAUACUCAAGUGGGAGCUCGAGCUGAAGCGCUGGUGUCCGGGGCUCAAAACGCUCUUGUAUGUUGGCAGCCAUAGAGAACUCAAGGCAAAGAGACAGGGGUGGACAGAGCCCAACCGCUUCAACGUCUGCAUCACGUCCUACAAGCAGUUCUUCAAGGGCUACGCGUCCUUCACGCGGGUGCGCUGGAAGUGCCUGGUCAUCGACGAGAUGCAGCGUGUGAAGGGCAUGACCGAAAGGCACUGGGAGGCCGUGUUCACCCUGCAGAGCCAGCAGCGACUGCUGCUCAUCGACGCCCCCCUGCACAACACCUUCCUGGAGCUGUGGACCAUGGUGCACUUCCUCAUCCCGGGCAUCUCCAGGCCCUACCUGCACUUCCCCCUGAAAGCCCCCAGUGAGGAGAAUCAGGACUACUACCACAAAGUGGUCAUCCGGCUGCACCGGGUGACACAGCCCUUUAUUUUGCGGAGAACUAAGAGAGAUGUGGAGAAGCAGCUAACGAAGAAAUAUGAACACGUCCUGAAGUGCCGCCUCUCCAAUCGACAGAAGGCCUUGUACGAGGAUGUCAUCCUGCAGCCGGGGACGCAGGAAGCUCUGAAGAGCGGGCGCUUUGUGGACGUGCUGAGCAUCCUCCUGCGGCUGCAGCGGAUCUGCAACCACCCCGGGCUGGUGGCGCCCCGGCUCCCGGAGUCCUCCUACACAGCGGGGCCGCUGCAGUGCCGCUCGGCCUCACUCAUCCUGAAGGCGCUUGACCGAGACUUCUGGAAGGAAACCGACCUUUCUAUAUUUGAUCUUAUUGGCUUAGAAAAUAAAAUGACUCGCCACGAGUCAGAACUGCUGGGUAAGAAGAAGGUGACACGGAAACUCUUCGAGGAGCUGUUCACCGCGCCGCCACCGUCGGGCAGGCCAGCGGCCGUCAGACUGAAGCCCAGCAGGUUGUUUCAGCCCGUGCAGUACGGCCAGAAGCCCGAGGGCCGCACCGUGGCUUUCCCCAGCACACACCCGCCCCGGACGGCCACGCCCACAGCCGCUGCCACGCCGCAGGGCCAUGUUCGAGGACGGCCGCCCAUCGCCACGUUCUCUGCAAAUCCGGAUGCAAAAGCGCCAGCAACCCCGUUUCAGACCUCUCAGGCCUCCACCGGUGCUCCGAGACACCAGCCCGCCUCGACCUUCAGCACAGCACCUAGCCCAGCCCAUCCUGUGAAACUGCGGGCUCAGACCACUGCCCCGGCCUCCACCCCGGGCCCGCCCCAGCCCCAGCCCCAGGCCCCCUCGCACCCGGCCGGGCAGAGCGCGCUGCCUCAGGGGCUGGUGCUCACCUCGCAGGCCCAGGCGCGCCUGCCUAGUGGAGAGGUGGUCAAAAUAGCCCAGCUGGCUUCCCUCGCGGGCCCACCGAGCCGAGUCGCCCAGCCGGAGAGCCCCGUGACGCUUCAGUUCCAGGGCAACAAGUUCACCUUGUCGCAUAGCCAGCUGCGGCAGCUGACAGCUGGCCAGCCCCUGCAACUCCAAGGCAGCGUCCUCCAGAUUGUGUCCGCGCCCGGGCAGUCCUACCUGCGACCUCCAGGCCCCGUGGUGAUGCAGACAGUGUCUCAGGCAGGGGCCCUGAACGCCCUGGGAAGCAAGCCCCCGGCCGGCGGCCCAAGCCCCGCACCCAUGACCCCGCCAGUGGGUGUGCCCAGCCGAGUGGCAGUCAGUCCCCUGGCAGGAGAACCUGGAGUGGCCUCCAAGCCAGCCUCUCCCGUCGCCGGGCCGACCCAGGAGGAAAAGACCAGACUUUUGAAAGAGCGGCUGGACCAGAUUUAUUUUGUCAACGAACGGCGCUGCUCUCGCACCCCCGUCUACGGCAGAGACCUAUUGGGGGUUUGUUCCCUGCCCGGCAGAGGACACGUGCCUUGGCUCGGGGCUCCUGACGGAGGUCAUAGGAAGGGGGCUGGGCCCAGGAGCCGGUACAUGUCACCCUCGACAACUCACAGGGACCUGAUUUUGACGCUGACUCAGCGUCAGGAAUCCCUCCAGGACGUCAUGGACAGGGUGGCGUGUGUGGUCCCGCCGGUGGUGGCCGCGCCCCCGCGCUUGUGGGUGGCGAGGCCGCCCUCCCGCUACGGCCACAAGAUGAGGCUCUUCAGACACUGCCUGCGGGAGCGCGCGGCACCCUUCGCCCAGCAGCUGCGGCGGGUGACGGCCCUGCGCUCACUGCGGUUUCCCGAGCUGAGGCUGGUCCAGUUUGACUCAGGAAAGCUGGAAGCGUUAGCUAUCCUACUUCAGAAGUUGAAAUCUGAAGGACGUCGAGUGCUGAUUUUAUCACAGAUGGUUCUCAUGUUAGACAUUUUAGAAAUGUUCUUGAACUUCCAUUAUCUCACCUACAUAAGAAUUGACGAAAACGCCAACAGUGAACAGCGGCAGGACCUGAUGAGGAGUUUCAACCGGGACAGGCGGGUCUUCUGUGCCCUCCUUUCCACACACAGCCGCGCCACGGGCGUGAGCCUGGUGGAGGCCGACGCGGUGGUGUUCUACGACCAUGACCUCAACCCCGUCAUGGACGCCAAGGCCCAGGAGUGGUGCGACCGGAUCGGGCGGCGCAAGGACGUGCACAUAUACAGGCUUGUGAGCGGCAAUUCCAUUGAAGAGAAAUUGUUGAAAAAUGGAACCAAAGAUUUGAUCCGAGAAGUGGCUGCUCAGGGAAACGACUACUCCAUGGCGUUCCUCACGCAGCGGACGAUCCAGGAACUGUUUGAGGUUUAUCCACCCAUGGAUGACACUGGCUUCCCAGUGAAAGCCGAGGAGUUUGUCGUCCUUUCUCAGGAACCUUCUGUCACAGAAACCAUUGCACCCAAAAUUGCCAGACCUUUCAUAGAGGCCCUCAAGAGCAUCGAGUGUCUGGAGGAGGAGGACGCGCACGAGCCAGCAGAGGAGUUGGCGCCCGGGUCUCGGCGCCCGGACGGUCCCCGGUGGGGCGAGGAGCCCUCGCCGCUGGAGGAGCUGGCGGACUUCAUGGGGCAGCUCACACCAAUUGAAAAAUAUGCUUUGAAUUACCUGGAAUUAUUCCAUACUUCCACUGAUCAAGAAAAGGAGAGAAAUAGUGAGGGCGCCGUGCUGGCCGCCGUGGGCGAGUGGGAGGCCCGGCAUGCGCGGGCACUGCGGGAGCGCGAGGCCCGGGCGCGGCGCGAGCACGAGCAGCAGCAGCUUCUCACCUACACCCGGGAGGACGCCUGCAGCGCGGAAUUCGUGUGUGAGGGCGCUGACGGGCAGACGGAGGUCAUGCCGCUCUGGACGCCGCCCACGCCCCCCCAGGAUGACAACGACAUCUACAUCGACUCGGUCAUGUGUCUCAUGUACGAAACCACUCCCAUCCCGGAGUCCAAGCUGCCGCCCGUGUACGUGAGGAAGGAGCGCCGGAGACACAAGACGGACCCCUCAGCCGCAGGCAGGAAGAAGAAGCAGCGUCACGGGGAGGCCGUGGUCCCCCCGCGGUCGCUGUUCGACCGCGCGACGCCCGGCCUGUUGAAGAUCCGCCGGGAGGGGAAGGAGCAGAAGAAGAACAUGCUGCUGAAGCAGCAGACGCAGUUCGCCAAGCCUCUGCCGACGUUCGCCAAGCCAGCCACCGAGUCCGGUCCCGACAACCCUGAGUGGCUCAUCAGCGAGGACUGGGCGCUGCUGCAGGCCGUGAAGCAGCUGCUCGAGCUGCCGCUCAACCUCACGGUCGUGUCCCCGGCCCACACGCCCAACUGGGACCUCGUCAGCGACGUCGUCAACUCCUGCAGCCGCAUCUACCGCUCCUCCAAGCAGUGCCGGAACCGCUACGAGAACGUGCUCAUCCCGAGGGAGGAGGGGAAGAGUAAGAACAACCGUCCUCUGCGCACGGGCCAGAUGUACGCUCAGGACGAGAACGCCACGCACACCCAGCUGUACACGAGCCACUUUGACCUGAUGAAGAUGACCGCGGGCAAGAGGAGCCCCCCCAUCAAGCCUCUGCUUGGCAUGAAUCCCUUUCAGAAAAACCCCAAGCACGCUUCCGUGUUGGCAGAAAGUGGAAUCAACUACGACAAACCCCUGCCUCCUAUUCAGGUCGCGUCUCUCCGGGCAGAGCGCAUCGCCAAGGAGAAAAAGGCGCUGGCAGACCAGCAGAAGGCGCAGCAGCCGCCCGUGGCGCCGCCGCCCCCGCCGCCGCCACAGCCGCCGCCACCGCAGCAGCCGCCCCCGCCACUGCCCCCGCCCCCGUCGGCCGGCAGCCAGCAGCCCGCGGGGCCGCCCGCCGUCCAGCCCCAGGCCCAGGCGCAGCCCCCGGCGCAGCCCCCGCCGCCCCCGCCGAAGGCGCCCCCCGCGAUCACGACGGUGGGCAGCGCUGCAGUGCUGCAGGCAGGAGCCAUCAAGACAUCCGUCACAGGGACAAGCAUGCCCACGGGCACGGUGAGCGGAAACGUGAUCGUGAACACCAUCGCCGGCGUCCCCGCGGCCACCUUCCAGUCCAUUAACAAGCGCCUCGCUUCACCCGUGGCACCUGGAGCCUUGACUACCUCGGGAGGCUCUGCUCCUGCCCAGGUGGUCCACACCCAACCUCGAGCAGUUGGGUCCCCAGCCACGGCCACGUCCGACAUGGUGUCCCUGGCACCGACUCAGGGUGUUCGAGCGGUCACCUCGGUGACGGCCUCGGCUGUGGUCACUACCAGCCUGACCCCGGUGCAGACCCCGACCCGAUCUUUGGUGACUCAAGUGUCCCAAGCCACAGGGGUCCAGCUUCCGGGGAAAACCAUCACGCCCGCGCACUUCCAGCUCCUGCGGCAGCAGCAGCAGCAGCAGCAGGCCUCCCAGGUGCAGGUCCCGCAGAUCCAGGGCCAGGCCCAGGCGCCGACGCAGAUCAAGGCGGUGGGCAAGUUGACACCGGAGCACCUGAUCAAAGUGCAGAAGCAGAAACUGCAGCUGCCCCAGCAGGCGCCCCCAGCGCAGGCCCCGCCGGGGCCCCCGCAGCCAACGGCACAAGUGCAGCUGCAGCCCCCGCAGCCCACGCAGCAGCAGAGCCCCCAGCUCACCACGGUCACGGCCCCGAGGCCCGGCGCCCUGCUCACGGGCACCACCGUGGCCAACCUCCAGGUGGCCCGGCUCACCCGGGUCCCCACUUCACAGCUGCAGGCCCAAGGGCAGAUGCAGGCGCCGGUGACCCAGCCGGCCCAGGUGGCCCUGACGAAGCCCCCGGUGGUGUCGGUGCCCGCAGCCGUGGUGUCCUCGCCGGGCGUCACGACGCUGCCCAUGAACGUCGCUGGGAUCAGUGUGGCCAUCGGGCAGCCCCAGAAAGCCACAGGGCAGACUGUCGUGGCCCAGCCUGUGCACGUCCAGCAGCUGCUGAAGCUCAAGCAGCAAGCCGUCCAGCAGCAGAAGGCCAUCCAGCCACAAGCCGCCCCAGGCCCAGCCGCCGUCCAGCAGAAGAUCACGGCACAGCAGAUUGCCGCUCAGGGCCAACCACAGAAGGUCACCUACGCCACCCAGCCUGCCCUUAAAACCCAGUUUCUCACCACGCCCAUCUCCCAGGCCCAGAAACUGGCUGGGACCCAGCAGGUGCAGACCCAGAUCCAGGUUGCGAAACUCCCUCAAGUCGUCCAGCAGCAGACACCUGUGGCCAGCAUCCAGCAGGUUGCCUCUGCUUCCCAACAGGCUUCCCCGCAGACUGUGACCCUCACCCAGGCGACAGCAGCCGGGCAGCAGGUCCAGAUGAUCCCCGCAGUGACAGCAACAGGUCAGGUGGUCCAGCAGAAGCUCAUGCAGCAGCAAGUUGUGACCACGGCGGCGGCCCAGCUGCAGAGCCCCGGUGUUCCCAGCCCAGCCCAGGUGCCGGCCAGCUCUGACAGCCCGAACCAGCAGCCCAAGCUCCAGAUGAGAGUCCCCGCCGUCAGGUUAAAGACGCCCACCAAGCCUCCGUGCCCCUAGUCGGGAGAGCGGCACGGCCCCAGGCGGGCCGCCCGUGCCCUGCAGGACGUCCGGCGCCUGGGGCCGCGGCCCUCAGCGAGCACCCCGUCCCGCGUUGUGUGGCUGUGGCUGAAAGAGCGGCGGUGGCAGUGUUUCCUCGAUGCUUCACCGUUUCGUGUCUCCUCCAGAGCAGUACUGCUGGGUCUUGAAAGCCGUUUAGAAUUUCUCUGUUAGUGUGCAGUGUUUCUGGCACAUCACAAGUAGCCAUUUGGAAGGUGCAGGGAGUCAUAAAAUAGACCUUAUGAAGCUAAAAUGUGGUCUGACAGCAUCUGUCUCUGCCUGGUUCUUUAUUCCUAACUGAAAACACGUUACGGUCCUUCAAGAGGAGAAAGACUGUCUAACAUCAAAGGUGGGUCACCUCAGGUCAGGGAAAACCUGGCGUGCGUUGAAGCACAUUCAUGACGCGUUCCCAGCUUGUGUUGAAGGGGAAUCAUCUGUGACUGAACUGUCAUUGCAAAGAGCAUCGCGCGCGGCUUCCCUCAGCGACCGGUUUCCACGUAAACGGAACCCUUGGGGCUGCUCCCCGUCCCAGCACAUCCACGACAUUUCCCCAGGUUUCGGAUAAACUUGUAAUUGGACUUAGACUACUGAAGCAGCGCCGGCAGACUUUGUGAGGCUCCUGUCCGGGAUGGUUCAGGGCCCAGAGUGCUGUGCAGGCCUUGUCACGCGGCAGAUGGCACUGCUGAGUGCUCGGUGAGGCGAGACUCUUGCUAAGGGGGCGGCCUGCCGUCGCCCCUUUGCUUUCGUGCCCAGCCCAGGCGUGACGUGCAGCGGUGAGAAGCCUCCUUGUACAGGCGGUGUGUGUAUGCACCUACAAGUGUUACCCACAGAAGUGGGUGUGGUAAACUCUUCACACUAGACGGCCCUGUCUCGUGCGUGAGCAGAUCGCCCACUUGGGGCUCUGCAUAAAGCAGAGAGCCGUGCAGGCUCUUUGGGGUGGGCGGCCCGUGGUGGAGGGGCAGAGAGGACGCCCUGGAUUUGCUGUUUUUAUUUUUUUACUGUGGCAACUGCAAAGGGCUUGAUUGGCUGACGAUGUCUGCUUACCUGGAAGUGUCCACCCAAGCGAAAGGCGCGUGUCUGAUCACACCCUCUCUGCUCUCUGUGCCUCCUUUACAGUUUUGGUCCAGGAAAUCAGGUUGUGUUAGGUCUGUGUGUACUUAGGAACAGUUCCAGCAUACUGAGAGAUUUUUCAUUUUUCAUCAGUCUGUUUCCUCCCCCUUUAUAUCACUUUAUAUGACACAAAGGAAAGUGUCCUGUCCCGAAUUUUUUUGUUUCCCAUCAAUAUAUGUGGACAGUAAUAUGGCGAUUGAUCCCUUAGUGAAGCCAACCGGGCAGCUCAUUUUUGAGUUCUUGGUGAGAAAUUUGGAAAAAAGUAAAGGUCAGUUGUUCAAAGUGGACAGGAUUUAACGUUCUAGUUAAUUGAACAUAUCAAAACAGAACACUAUAAUUUGCCUUCUAACUUGUUCAUUGUGGGUUCAGCACGUGCUGUAAUGAGAGAGUACGGCACGCAGGAGGCUUUCUGUGCUUCGUGUCUGGGUACUGAGGAGAGUUCCUACUUUUCUUUUUAAAUCCUCAAAUGUGCAGAACUCGAAAGGAAUUCUCCUUUUCAGGUUAUCUUGUGCAGCCUGUUGGUUUUGUUCUUACCCUUCAUGGGGUGUUGACGGUCUCUUUGUAGGUGAUGGUGAAGUGUUGAGUGUUUAGAAUAUCCUAGACAUAGCUGCCUGAGUAGAAGUCCUCUAUUAAUCUAGAACACUAGAAGAGAAUUUAGAAAAAUCUCUCAAAAGCUUUCUAAGAGAACAGAACUAGGGUCUGACUAUUUGCAGUGUGGGACUCCUGCCCUGUCUUACUAUGUGAGUGAAAGAAGUGUGUUUUCUUCAGCGAUUCCCUGUUGCAGAAUAUGGGACAGAAAAUAGUGUUACUGGUAUCAGUCGAUUUAGUUAACAUCUAGAUGUCAGCACUGACCUCAUAGUCUUCUACAGUGUCAUUUAGGUAAAGGGUCCAGUGUAUUGUUUUCUUCGAUUUCUGUUUUAAAGGUUAAACUUUCCAUAUUUAAGAAUAAGUGUGGGGCUUCCCUGGUGGCGCAGUGGUUCAGAGUCCGCCUGCCGAUGCAGGGGACACGGGUUCGUGCCCCGGUCCGGGAAGAUCCCACAUGCCGUGGAGCCGCUAGGCCUGUGAGCCGUGGCCGCUGAGCCUGCGCGUCCGGAGCCUGUGCUCCGCAACGGGAGAGGCCACAACAGUGAGAGGCCUGCGUACCGCACAAAUAAAAAAUAAAAACAAUAAGUGUUGAGUUUAGGACGAUGUUUUCCAGGCUUCCUCAGAUUGUUACUGUUGUCAGAAUCCCACAUUACCUUGUAGAACAGGGUUCCCACCCAACGCAUGGUAAGGAUUGAGAGAAAUCUUCAGAACAUGAAAUAUAAAGACAGCAGGCAAAAACACCGUCAAACUGGAAUUGGCCACCACGGAAAGCAGUCGCGCAGUUUUUCUUUUAUUCAGAGACACUUGUUCCAGGGACGCCGGGGGGUGGUUGGAGGAUCCAGGGCCAGGGGACGCAGGAGGCUGGCGUGAGCCUCCUGAGGCAGGGGCUUUCCCUUUUGCCACCUUCAGGACUUUUUGUUGACUGUUGUAACCCGAUAGCUGUUGUGUUUUAAAAUAUAAAGGAAGGAGACCGAAAUUGUAAAUACUUUGUAAACAAUCAUUUGUACUUGAAUAGUAGGGUUUUAAAGGGCACUGAUAUCCCACCAGACAA
Molecule: messenger RNA, 12437 nt
Organism: Mesoplodon densirostris (Blainville's beaked whale)
Lineage: Eukaryota; Metazoa; Chordata; Mammalia; Artiodactyla; Ziphiidae
Gene: EP400
Product: E1A binding protein p400
Exons: 55
Coding region: 335-9652 (3105 amino acids)
Molecular function (GO): ATP binding; ATP-dependent chromatin remodeler activity
Source: RefSeq, a predicted model, not a curated record